This is a messenger RNA of Entelurus aequoreus (snake pipefish), 2964 nucleotides long. It is a transcript of the gene foxn4, whose product is annotated as forkhead box N4. Bases 672 to 2210 code for a protein of 512 amino acids. Gene Ontology annotation, molecular function: DNA-binding transcription factor activity, RNA polymerase II-specific; transcription cis-regulatory region binding. Gene Ontology annotation, biological process: regulation of transcription by RNA polymerase II. The transcript has 10 exons. The record is from RefSeq and is a predicted model, not a curated record. Lineage: Eukaryota; Metazoa; Chordata; Actinopteri; Syngnathiformes; Syngnathidae.
ACGCGGCCACGGCGGCGGGAAGCAAAUGAUCCUCAAGUACAUCCCUUCAAAAAAAAAAAAAAAAAAAGUUUGCACUCACAUACCCAGCAGAUGCCAGCACAAGUGCAGUCGCACCGUCUUAGACCUCAAUGAGGGAGCCUUCAUGGAAUACCCCGACAGUUUUCACGUGCAAAUGACGCGCAAUUUCGGCGAACUGCACAAUUUGCAUGAGUAGAAACUUUAAUUUUUUUUAAAAAACAUUUUUGAAGUUCCUAAAGGACGAACAUAUCAGAAUGGAGCUCGGGAUCGUUUUUAAAAGCAACCACGUGUGACCUGUAAUGGAUGCCGGACGCGCCAGCUUUUUACGCACAAACAUAGCAAAAGGAAACCAAAACUUUAAAAAGUGCCACGGUUAAGAAGUGAACUUAUCUUUGGUAGGACUAUUGGGAGCAUCUGUCAAAAGUCAUGGGAUCCUCCUGCCUCCCACCGGCCGCCUGGGAGCGCAGCGCAGCUCUCCACUGCGCAUGAGCGCGCCCUGGACACAUCCAGAGAGGGAAAUUUAAAAAGGGUUUUUUUUUUUAGGGGGGGGGGAGAAGCAAGUGUAGCACAGUGGAAUACAGUACAGGGGCUCCCCAACGACUUACACGUUUUUUUCAAUAUCAUCCAAAAACAGGUACCACAUAACCCAGGAAAUGAUAGAAGGUGGAAUUACAUCCAGGAUGUCAGGAAUCAUUGAGAAUGCUGGCCAUCAUCCGUCUCCACAGGAUUACAGGCUUUUGACCACGGACCCCUCCCAGUUGAGGGAGGACCUCCCUGGGGACCUGCAGUCCCUGUCAUGGCUCACCUCGGUGGAUGUGCCCCGACUGCAGCAGAUGGUUGAUGGCCGCAGCCACAGUAACGGGCCGUCCCAUCAGGGCAGCUUGUUGGACCAACAGACAGCCCAGCUGAGCAGCGUGUCCAUGACAGCUGGGCAGGGCUCCAUGCUUCACCUGCAGAGCAACAUGCAGCACAGUCCACUGGGAAUCAGCAUCAUCAACACCCACAGUGGAAGUAUAUCGCCAUUCUCCAUGAAUGGGAUGCCCUCACCCGGGUACCAGUGCCCUACCUCAGUGUACCAGCCAACAUCGCAGCAGGUGUACUCACUCACACAAGCUGGACAACAGUGCUCAACAGGUGGCCUUUACAGCAACGUCUCCUUCAACAACCAAAGUCUAUUUUCACAACCUCGUCUGGCACCACAAGAACAGGACCUGCAGCCCAAAUCGUUCCCAAAACCCAUCUACUCCUACAGCUGUUUGAUUGCCAUGGCGCUAAAGAACAGCAAAACAGGCAGCCUUCCAGUCAGUGAGAUCUAUAGCUUUAUGAAGGAACACUUUCCUUACUUCAAGACUGCACCAGACGGAUGGAAGAAUUCAGUCAGACACAACCUGUCCUUAAACAAAUGCUUUGAGAAAGUGGAGAACAAGACGAGCAGCUCAUCCCGGAAGGGUUGUCUCUGGGCACUGAACCCGGCCAAAAUUGACAAGAUGGAGGAAGAGAUGCAGAAGUGGAAACGCAAGGAUCUCCCAGCCAUCCGCCGAAGCAUGGCUAACCCAGAUGAGCUGGACAAACUGAUCACGGAUCGCCCAGAGAACUGCAGAAGGAAGGCAAUAAUAGAACCGGUCAUGACAAGACUGCCCAGUUGUCCAACUAGUCUCUCGCUGCAGAUGCAGCAGUCUCAGCCCAUAGUCACCCUCUCCCUGCCGUGUUUACCCAUGCACCAGCACCAUCAGAUCCAGGCACAGCUACAGGUCCAGGCCCGCCUGGCACCCAUGUCACCGGCCCCGGCCCAAACGCCUCCCCUCCACACGGUGCCAGACAUCUCCCACAGCCCACUCACGCAUCACCCAAGCAAGCCUCCAGACGACUUCUACAGCAUGCACGUGGAUAACCACACAGAGGUGGAUGCGCUGGAUCCAAGCAUCAUGGACUUUGCCCUUCAAGGUAACCUGUGGGAGGAAAUGAAGGACGACAGCUUUAACCUGGACGCUUUGGGCACCUUCAGUAACUCCCCCCUACGACUAUCAGACUGUGAUUUGGGGAGCAGCCUCCCACCUGCCUCCGCCGUGGCCACUCUGCCGCUGUCAGACGUACAAGUGACGGGUCUGUACACUUCCUACACGUCGCAGGACGCCCUCUCCUCUCAGUAUUUGGGCUCACAGGCCAGCAGCAAGCCCAUCACCCUGCUUUAAAGCAACACAAAUCCAGAUAGCUCACGGGACAAGAUGCCCACUGGAAACAUUCUUUUGUACAAAUCAGCCGGGAACUAUCGAAGUAAGAAUGUCUGAGGAGAAAACUGUCUAAUAAAUAAAGAAGUGGGAGGAACGCUUUUAAGACUACAAUUAUAUCAAGCGUUGCCAAGCAAAGACUCCAUCCAGCCUGUGUAAGUGGAGGGAAUUAGUCAAGUUUUUCUACUGAUCACUGUGUGUUUGAAAGUCCUUCUAUACUGUAGCUUGUCUGUUGUAUUGUGCUAGACAUUAUUGCUGUGUUGUUUAAUUUAUAUUUAUAAAAAAAGGCAGCUGGGGAAGGUGACCACAACCUUUUGCUGUAUAUAUUUGAAUGUUUCAAAUGGCUAUUACCACAGAAAAGCUUUUUUUGUUGUUGUCGUUUUGCUAUAUUUACCCAAUUUCAUUCCAAAAUUCAGAUGUUCUCCGAUAUUUCACAAUACAUUUCUGACACAGGUGUCGGAAUUAUUACAAGUGUAUCGUGCUCUAUGAUUUCAAAAAAAGAAACUAAAAAAUGGGUAAAUAAACAAAUUUUCUUUUGCCAAAAAUAAAUCAGUGCUAUUUAUUAACAGAUGUGUUGACUACAGAAGACAUAGAACACAGCUUAUAUAAUAUACAUUCAUAUAAAAUGGUAUUUCAUGUUUCUUGUUCAAUCGGGCCACUUAAGUUAUCACCACAUUAAAAAAGGUUACAAAAUUCAGAAAUGCAUUCCAAAAAAAUU